AUGCAAAAUCUGACCGAAUCCCUAGACAAUGCCACAUCCAACAACAGCACAUCCAUCAUAGUAAAGGUGUGUGUGGUGAUCCCACUGUUCUGUGUCUUUCUCUACUGCAUCCUGCUAAUGCUGCAUACAUUUGCCUCACACCGUCAAUUCUUCGACAGCUCACGCUACAUCCUGUUUGCCUACAUGCUGGUUAAUGACACACUGCAGUUACUUACUUCUGUGCUGCUCUUUCUAUUUGUCAUGGGCAAUGUGAAGCUGGCCAUCGUCUACUGUGCACCACUUCUUUUUGUCUCAGUUGCCACCUUUCAGAAUGGCCCACUAAUCCUAGCUGCCAUGUCAUUAGAACGUUAUGUGGCGAUCUUCUACCCGCUGCGCAGACCCAUCUCCUGGAGGCCGGAAAGAAUUUGGGUGAUUGCUUUGAGUUUGUGGAUCAUCAGCUGUAUCCCUCCUACUGUGGACUUCAUCCUGAUGCGCCCCAAUGUGGGCUGGGAUGUCUUCACCACCCCGCUGGUCUGCAAAAACGGGGUACUCAAUAACUUGCCCAUCCAGACUCUCUUCAAAGUGGCUGUGAAUGCACUCUUCUUUGCUGCAGUGGCUGCUAUUAUUUUUUUUACAUACAUUCGAAUCCUUUUGGAGACUCGAAAGAUGCGUCAGGACCGGGCCUCUGUAACCAAAGCCCUACACACCGUGGUUUUGCAUGGAUUCCAGUUGGUACUCAGCAUGAUGGUCUUCACGUUCCCCAUCACUGAAACCCUGAUUAUGUUAAACAUCAGAUGGAUGCUGGAACAUAUUCAGUUUUUCAACUACUUCUGCUUUGUGUUGCUGCCACGCUUUCUCAGCCCACUCAUUUAUGGCCUCAGAGAUGAGAGCCUGAGGUGCUACAUGAAAAAAGCCAUGCCUUGCUGUAGGGCUCGUGUUGGGCCACUUAAAAUUUCUAAAUAUACUGGGUCACAUAAAAUUUCAAAAUAA
Molecule: messenger RNA, 969 nt
Organism: Tachysurus vachellii
Lineage: Eukaryota; Metazoa; Chordata; Actinopteri; Siluriformes; Bagridae
Gene: or95a1
Product: odorant receptor, family 95, subfamily A, member 1
Exons: 1
Coding region: 1-969 (322 amino acids)
Biological process (GO): G protein-coupled receptor signaling pathway
Cellular component (GO): membrane
Molecular function (GO): G protein-coupled receptor activity
Source: RefSeq, a predicted model, not a curated record